UCCGGAAGACAUACCAAAUUGGUAACAGCACAUCGGCCGAGGAGGAUAGGAUGUAUGUUCUCUUCCACGGGGCCAAAUCCGGAAGACGUACCAAAUUGGUAACAGCACAUCGGCCGAGGAGGAUAGGAUGUAUGUUCUCUUCCACGGGGAUGACCUUAAGCUCAACACUCCCCCAGUUUUCGAGGGGGCGUUGCGAGGGGAUGAUGUUGCCGCCUUGGGAAAGAAGCAGAAGUGCACACCUUUCCAUAUUGUCGAAACACCAUUCACGCCCACGACGUUCCAAUCUGCAGGUGUGCUCUACCAGAAGGGCUUAGUGUAUAAGGAAAUGGAGCGCAACCCCACUUUGUUGUACAAUCUGAUGAAGUUUUUCUGCCCAACCGAGAAUGCAGUUAUGUUCCUCGGGAAGGCUCACGCCCAAGUUGUGUGGAACCUUCUCAGGAGUGGGCGCCACGUGGUUGCAGUGGAGGGGGACACAAAGCUCCUCAACUUUCUGAAUACAUACGUCAUGCAUGUGAUCGACACUGGAGUUCACAACUGCGAACUGUACACUGGGCAGAGCGCAAUGGACCAUGACCCCAACAAGAACUUCUGGUUCAAUCUCUCAUCGGACAAACGGGCGAAGCGCUACAAGUUCUUGUUCCUCGACACUCGUCCUACGUACCGGACAAAGGACGACUACAAGGCACGCCGACACGUUGCGAUCGAAACGUUGGCUGGUUACCAUGGCGGGUCUAGGGAGGCAGCGGCCAAGUUCGUCGAGAAACUGGAGGAGUGUUAUUUCAACCAAGGCAAGCCCGAAGUCACUCUCAAUAUUUUCAGGGCGCACUUCACCGAGGAGGAGGACUUUAACCCCAAUGACGAUGAAGAGGUCAGCGAAGGUAAUGAGGAGUUCGAUUUAGAUGCAACAUACCGUAAGCAUGUUGUCGCUGUAGCGUCGUCGUCAACUCCUGCAAGUUCCCAAUGCAUGCACGAUGAGGUCGUCAAGCAUGUUGCGGAGAUCAACGGUCGAGAAGUGCACGAUUUGGUUGUUCGCAUGUACGGAGAGCAAAUAUUCGAGAUUUUGCGGGAGCACAAUAUGUUGGAGCUCCUUCGUGAAUUUUACGACCUCGAAACGAGCCCGGGUCUUCAAGCGCGAAUACAGUGGGUAAUUCCAUCAGGAGGGGGUGAAGGUGGCGGACGGGGAGGGGGUGGAAGCGGCGGUGGUGGAGGCGGUGACCAUGGCAUGGGUUGGGGUGGAGGUGACCAGCACAUGGGGGGGGGAGGAGUGGGGGGAAAACACGGCACAGGAGCAGGAGGCCAUGACAGUACACAAGCGGGCGGAAAAAGUGGAUAUCCACGGAGUUCUGUCGGAACCAUCCCGCCUGGAAUGGGUGCUCGUCUGCACAGUAGCGUUAGUGCAGUAGAAGGGGCGAGCUCACAAUCUAGUGCAGGUUCUCGGCUUGCUCAACCGACUGAUGAAGUAUUCUUCAGUGGAGGAUCUAUCCUCCCCACAGUCGUAGCCGAAGUUUCGACAAUGUCCAAAUCGAUCCCUGUCGGGAACAUACCAUGCACAGUUUCUGCGGGAUCCAAUUUCCCGUGCGCUUUGGAACCGGCGGUAGUUGGAUCCGUGAAUGUUGUGGAGUCCGAACAGAGGAUGGAUGUGGACGUGGGCUGCCUUUCCACCGGUGGCGAAUCUAUCCGCUCCGUAGAGUUGCUCCCUAAGUCGCAAGUCGCCCAUGCGGAGACUGUGGACAAAGGAUCUUUCCGACCCACAACAGAUUGUGCAGCUGAUGUGUCGUCGACGAGCUCUACCGCUAUAUGUGGGGAAAUGCCAGUACGAAGCCAUUCGCACCGCUUUCGGCUGGAAACGUCCUUGCUAGCCAGUCAACUCAGAUGUUGGUCAUGCGGCCCUUCACCUACACUUGCGCCAGGUCGGUGUGCGGAGGAGAGAAAAGUUAGCGUGUCGGAACAGGAAAAGGGAGUUAUCCAUCGUUCGCUAGGCAAUGACAUCGUCAGAAAGCUCUUCAAUGACUACGAAGACCUUACAGUGGUCGAUUCUAGUCCACGCAAGGCCUCGGGAGGUAGGAUGGCUCUAGAAGAACUGUCUCUCAAUGAGGAUGUCGAGAAACCGCGCGUCGACUCUCUUGAUCCCUCUGCUGAGGAGGUUCUUCGAAUCGUCGAUGCUGACAUCAAGGGCUUGUCCAAGUUUCCCGCGAGUCUGGACCACAUUGUUGCAUCGGGGAAGAUGAAAGUCGGAGGUGGCACGAAUUGGAGAUCACAAGGCCGAGGAUGCUGCUGAACAUGCUGGAGAAGACGUUGUGGCUGGUAAGCAGUGACUUGCGUUGCUUAACUCUAGGUCUAUCUAGUGCAGAACGU
Messenger RNA from Chara braunii, 2355 nucleotides. The record is from the annotation of a GenBank genome assembly. NCBI's taxonomy places the organism in Eukaryota, Viridiplantae, Streptophyta, Charophyceae, Charales, Characeae.